CACGUGGCUCACCUGGCCCAGGUGAGGCGGGGCCGGGCGCCGUUCGCUCGCUCGCAGGAAACCCUGUCCUCUGAACAAUGAAGAUCUUAGACCCCGGCUAACUCAUAGAUGCGCAAACACUCCGUGAGUCCCUCCUCGUUCUUCUGAAGCAGAUGCUCAGGUUCUUUAGGAGGAUCUUCACCCUUCGCACCUGGUACCUGCGUGAGACCAGAGAAAGCUCCCCCCCAUCUCGUGCCUGAGCAGUGAGCCAUGCUGGGCCGGAAAACAGGACUCCCCCACGAGCUGAACAGCCACCGCCAGCUGAACCAGUCCUACCAGGAGGCUGUGCCCCUGCGGACCAGGGCAUCCAAGGAGGCAGAUGUCAGUUUGGAGGUGUUCAGUGGCUCUACACCCGAAAUCAAACAGGGCCGCAGCAGAGCCCAGCAGAUGCGGGAUAGGAAAGGUCGCAAAGCUGAUCUCAAAGACUCCAAUGGGAGAGAGGCAGAAACAAUUACCUUUAUUUCUGGUACAGCAGAGGCUCCCCCAAACCAGAGCUUUUGCUGUUCCUCUCUGUCUCAGGCCUGGAACACAUACAAGGCUGUUUUCUGUUGUAUAGUGACCUGUGGGGGCUGCUUUCAGGACUGCAGUGUCUGUGUCCCCUAUCCAGGGCCCACUGAGACCUCCACUGAUGAUGGAAAGAAUGGAGAUUAUAAUGGGCGACUGCCAAACAGCCCUGCCAACGUCUCUCCCACUGAGAAAAAUGGCAACCAGAUCAAAAAGUCCAGCAUGGGUAGCAGUUUCAGUUACCCAGAUGUGAAACUGAAGGGCAUUCCUGUCUAUCAAAACAGGAGCCCCAGCCACCACCUGGAAUCAGAUUCAUGCUGCAAAGAGCUGCUGCCAGAGAAGCCCUUCAGGAACAGCAUAGAAAAGCCACCCCUCCCCAGCAGCCACCGGAGUUCGGAGGAGUAUUAUUCCUUCCAUGAGUCUGACCUGGACAUCAGCGAGCUGAAUGGCUCCAUGUCCAGCAGGGAGAUUGAUGUCCUGAUCUUCAAGAAGCUGACAGAGCUCUUCAGCGUCCACCAGAUCGAUGAGCUGGCCAAGUGCACAUCAGACACUGUCUUCCUGGAGAAGACCAACAAGAUCUCGGACCUCAUCAAUAGCAUAACUCAGGACUACAACCUGGAUGAGCAGGAUGCUGAAUGCAGGCUGGUCCGAGGCAUCAUUCGCAUCAGCACCCGGAAAAGCAGAGUCCGGCCCCAUAUCUCUAUCCCAGCCAGCCAGAGCCACGAGGAGAAGUCCAGCAGAGGCAAUGCACCAGACAGCGGGAAUGAAACCAUGCUGGAGUCCAAUGUCAUCAGCCAGGAUGAUCUGGACGUGCAGAUAUCCGAAGAAACAUCAGCAGAUGUGAUAGCCAGGAACAUGAGGCGACACAGCAGUGCAGGCUCUCCAACAAGCAGAGAUUCCUCUUUCCAAGACACAGAGACUGACUCAUCCGGGGCACCUCUGCUUCAGGUGUAUUGUUAAGGAAAAGGACCCAAGCAGCAGGCAGCAUUCCCAGGCUCUGCUGCUAUCAGUUUUCUCCUCUUUCAAUAUGGAGUGUGCUAUGCCACUUACUUCCCCCCCCCAAGUCCACCCUGAUCCUUUGUUGAAGCCAAAUUUCUCCUGCUCUCUAGAUUUCACUGGAUUUUUAUGUUUUCUUGGACAAUAUAGAACAUCAAGGAAGUGAACUGUGGAGCUAAUGAACCUGGGAGGUGAAACGUGUGCCCAGGGAAGAGAUGAUGGGCAAGGAAGUAUCAAAUAACUUGUGCCUUUGAGAUUUCCAUACUUCAUGUUUAGCUUCAACAACCUCUGUGGCCCAGCCCUGUUCCUCUGCUUUUGAGGAUCUGUUGCACAGUUCUUGCUUUCUGGCAUUGCAGAACUCAGUUUGAGUAGGGAAGAACUGGAUGGUGUCUCUGUGCUUGUGCUGAUCCUGAGUUGAGGACCAAGCACCUGCUCUCCAGGGACCCAAAUCUCUAUUUAAAGUAUCUGGGUGGGUCCCAAAACCAUUUAAGUCCUUUAUCCAUGGUGCUUGCAGAAGCCAGAUCUGCCUUUUUCCCCAUAGACCACCCUUAGCGGUGUCAUCUUCUGCUGCACUGUAUGGGAAGGUUCAGGUAACGUGGUUCAUUUAAUCUCUGGCCUCUUGGCGUGUCUCCUGAGAUAGUGCCAGUCACAGAGGGGUGGGAUGCCUGCACAGACAUCCCUUUUCCCAAGGAGACCAUGGGGAUCAGCUGUGCCAUCACUGCCAGGUGUGGGUUUGACCUGUCACCUCUUCCUCACUCAUCUGCCCAGCCCUCUGCCUGGCAUUCACACUGGCUGCUGCGCCAGCCUUGCACUUGGGGUAUGGCAGCAGAGGGAAAGUUGGUUCAUUUUGAAUGGGUUUUGUAGUUAGGAACAAACAGGGUUGUUUGCCUAUUCUUGCUUUGAGAGAAAAGCAUCCCCUCAGGGGGUCUGCAGGGGGCCGUGAGGGCCUGCCCUUUGGUGCCUUCUCCUGC
Messenger RNA from Neopsephotus bourkii (Bourke's parrot), 2510 nucleotides. RefSeq names its product keratinocyte differentiation factor 1 (gene KDF1). The record is from RefSeq and is a predicted model, not a curated record. NCBI's taxonomy places the organism in Eukaryota, Metazoa, Chordata, Aves, Psittaciformes, Psittacidae. The transcript has 5 exons. Gene Ontology annotation, cellular component: cell junction. The coding region runs from base 250 to 1503 and encodes 417 amino acids. Gene Ontology annotation, biological process: regulation of epidermal cell division; keratinocyte development.